Messenger RNA from Prunus armeniaca (apricot), 249 nucleotides. The record is from the annotation of a GenBank genome assembly. Lineage: Eukaryota; Viridiplantae; Streptophyta; Magnoliopsida; Rosales; Rosaceae.
AUGCUCCUUCGGACCCCUCACAUUCCAACAGCCAAAAAAGGGAUUGCUUCAGGAAACCAACAAAUUUAUUCGCCCGGGGGCCUUGGUUGGAACGCGGUGCUCGGGCGCUCGAUAACCCCCGGGGGAGGAGUCCCUCGAGAGGCUUUUCGCGAUAUUGGACGCACUCCGGGAGGGCGGACGACAGUCGGAGGCGUCCGCGAAGCUGAUCGCAAAAUUGUAGAAUUCCGACGAAUAGGCCACGACAAGUGA